This is a messenger RNA of Phasianus colchicus (ring-necked pheasant), 3273 nucleotides long. It is a transcript of the gene RNF26, whose product is annotated as ring finger protein 26. Gene Ontology annotation, biological process: ubiquitin-dependent protein catabolic process; protein ubiquitination. Gene Ontology annotation, molecular function: ubiquitin protein ligase activity. NCBI's taxonomy places the organism in Eukaryota, Metazoa, Chordata, Aves, Galliformes, Phasianidae. The record is from RefSeq and is a predicted model, not a curated record.
GUUCCCGCCCACGACAAGAUGGCGGCGCCCAUAGCGGGGGGGCCCCGCUUGGGCCUCGGCUGAGGGCUGCGGCCGGGCCCGGCCCCGCCAUGGAGCUGGUGCUGCUGCUGCUGCGCGGCCUGCGCCUGGCGCUGGACCUGCUGCUCCUCCUGCUCGAUCUCAACUUCUUCCUGGUGUCCUCGCUGGUGACCGCGCUGCUCUGGCUCCUCACCACCGCCGCCAGCCUCCCCGGUGCUGCCACAGCCGGGAUGUGGGCCUGCUGGAACGGGCUGCUGGGCGGGCUGUGCGGCCUGGCCGAGGCGGCCUGCGGGCUGGCGUUGGGGGCCGUGCAGGGGCUGGGCGGCCUGCUGAGGGGCUGCUGCUCCGCCCUGGAGGGCCUGAAGGUGCUGGGCCACCUGCUGACCCACCUGGGGCUGCGGGGCAGGGAGCUGCUGCAGCGCGGGCUCUGCAGCCUGCUGGGCUCGGGGCAGGCCUUGCUGAGGGAGGCGGGCGAGGGGCUGGCCAUCGGGGUGAGUCUGCUGGCCUACCUGGUGAACAGCAUGGUUAAUUUGUGCCUGCUGGGCACGCAGAACUUCUUCACCCUGCUGCUGGCCCUCUGGGAUUCGGUGGUCAGCCCGGUGCUGCGUGUUGCCGACCUGCUGGCCGCCUUCCUGGCACACGUCUCCAGCAGUGCCAUUGCUGUCUCCAUCCUGCUCUGGUCGCCCUGCCAGCUGGCCUUCGAGCUGCUGGUCUCCACCGCCGAGCUGCUCAUUGGCAUCUUCUUUGUCAACGUGUAUGGGCUGGCUUUGCUCCUUGCCAUCAUUGUCGUCAGCGCUGUCAUCUUCAACCCCGGGCUGCUCCUCACGCUUCUGGGCCAUGUGCUGGGCUACUUUCACACGCUGCCUGCAUAUCCCCGCCUGCAGCAAGAGGUGUGGAGGCUUUACCAGAUGGCCGUGCUGAUGCUGGGCAUGGCCAUGACCUCACAGACCUGGCGCAGGUUGGUGGACUGGAGCUUGCAGGUGACCAACUGGAGCCGAGGGGGCAGAACGAUGAACCAGGAGAGCGAGCGGCGAGGGGCAGCCCAGGCCCUGGGCAGGCUGAUGCUGGCAGGGGACGACCAUGCUGCAGCUCAGCAGGAGGAGCAGCCACGUGCAGAGCAGGUCCCGCAGGCACAUCCAGGGACAAGUCGAAGCACUGUGUCUGGGCAGCGUCUCCAGGCAUCCAGGGAUGAGCCGAGCACCUCCUGGGGGAAAGCUCCAAGGAGAGAGCAGCUGAACGCAGCAGCUGGGGAUGGAGAAGGCGCUCCAGACGACGACCCCUGGAUGCUUCUGAAAGAACAAGAGGAACGUAAGAAAUGCGUCAUCUGUCAAGAUCAAACCAAGACAGUGCUGCUUCUGCCCUGCAGGCACCUGUGCCUGUGCCAGGAGUGCACAGAAGUCCUCCUGCAGCAGGCUAUCUACCAACGCAACUGCCCGCUGUGCCGCCAGAUGAUCCUCCAGACGCUCAACGUGUACCUGUGAACUGUGGGGUGGGUGGUUUGGGUUGUCUUUCCAGGUGAUUGAAGACACCUCUGCCUCAUGCUGGAACACAGGAUGGCUCUUCCCAAGGCUGCCCUGAGUUAUUUCCAAAGAACUAAGGACCAAGAGGCUGUCAGAGGUGUCUUUGAGCCAUGUUCAGUGCACAACUAGGCUGUAGAUCCUGCUAGCAGGCACAGUAGAAGCAGCAGGCUGAAAGGUUGGUUGUUUUUGUUGUUGUUGUAUUUGACAACUUCUGUUUCAAGGCUUGUUGCCUUGAGCCUGUGAUUUGAAACAAAGCACAGAGGGAUGCUCUGGUUCCUCCUAGCCAAAGCUGAUGAAAGGAUAAAAGCUGUGCCAUCUUGGAAAUUACUGGAACUGGUGCAAGGCAAAGGAGUGUUUUUCUACCAAGGCUUGGCCAAAAAUCUACCUGGUGGACUGCAUUUGCACUCUUUUUUCCUCCUUCCAUUUAAGUGGGGCAGCUCCCAGGGAAGGGAUUCGCAUAGCCCUUUUGCAGGCUCUAGCAAAGCACACUUGAGCUUUUUAGGCUUUUCUACCAAAGGGCUGAGCACAGCUCUCAGCUGGAGGACAGCAGGGUUUCUGAGGCUCCUUAACAUCCCAGCCAUUAUGGCUUUGGAGUCUGAAUUUUCCCUUGCCUGUAGGAGCCACGAUGAGCAUGAUCUCCCUGCAGGACAGCUGACUGCAGAGCUCAGUGCUGCUGCUGCUUCCACACCUAUGCAAGACCAGCAAGCACAUACUGUGUUACUUGCAUGGAGGGGCUUGAAGGGAGUUUGUUACCUGUUGCCUGGGAAACCUGAGCAGCCCUCAGGCUCCCUAAGGCUGGAGAGCAUUUGCCACUUCCCAGGCAGGGCUGGCAGGAAGGGGUGGCUCUUUGGGAGUCAAGGGGACACCCCAAUCCUCCUUGAAGCCCACUGAGACAUUCCAGCUCCAGGCACAAGUGUAAUGGACCUGCAGACUUGUGCACGGAGCAGUACCAGGACCACAGCUAUGUUUGUUUAGGGCAGGGUUACACUUUUUUUUUUGUCUGCGAUGUGAAAUACAGUUUGUUUAAUGUAAGUGUCCCACGAAGUCUGAGGAGGCCAUCCGUUCCUAGCCAGGGAGGGCUGAAGUGCCUCAUCCCAGCACUAUUCCAAGAAACUGCUGGGCUGCAAGAGAGCCACGCGCUAAAAAGCUUUCCCUUUUUCAGCUGCUUGUCUGGGGUCAGCCAUGCAUCAAAGCCAAUUUUGGCUGGAGCCAGAUUGGAAGGAGCCUUGACUCCUCGACUGCAAGCCAAGAGCCUGGGGGCGGCUGGCGUGGCUUUCUCCAUUCUCCUGCUAACAAAUAAUUGAUUAGUAAUUUAAGCCAAAACAGAGGCAGCAGAGAGGCGAGGCCAUGCUGGGAGACAACUCUGCCCUGCAAACUUGUGCUGUGUCGAGGUGUGAUGGUGUGUGAGAGCAGCUCUGCAGGGACUGCUGUGUGCUGGAGUCUCUUCAUCCUCACCUCCAAGCCACUUCUCCUGCAGCUCAGAUGGACUCACCCCUGGUUGGGGCCAGCUAGCGAUCUUGGGGUGCAACGUUUUCCAAUCUUGGGGAGGAAGGACACCUUCUCCAGACUGCAAUUUCUCCCUACAAAUCUUUUUUUUUUUAAUUAUUAUUAUAGCAGUCACUGUUUUAGGAGCCCAUUUGUUUUUUGCCUGUUUAUAAAAAAAAGAGAGAAAGCUUUGCCUUAAGUUUAACUCUUUGCACUACAAACAAGCAAAUUAAAGUUUCCUCUACCAGAA